Molecule: messenger RNA, 1339 nt
Organism: Sitophilus oryzae (rice weevil)
Lineage: Eukaryota; Metazoa; Arthropoda; Insecta; Coleoptera; Curculionidae
Exons: 9
Coding region: 52-1284 (410 amino acids)
Biological process (GO): cell-matrix adhesion
Cellular component (GO): basement membrane
Source: RefSeq, a predicted model, not a curated record
AACCUUACCAAAAUUGUUUAGUGUUUUGCGGUAAUUCACGACAUAGUCACCAUGACACAAUUCCUAAAAUUAGUUACGUUAGUUUACGCUUUAGUGUCACUUUUUUACGCGUGUGUCAACGGAAGUGAAACUUGUCCAGGGACACUAGUGUCAAAUUUUCAUCAAAAAAACUGUACAGAUAGAGCUACGGGUACAGAAGCUUACUACCUGGACAGGACCGAGUGUAUUCCUAAAUGUAAAAUAUACCCAACCAGUGUGGAGGAGGGCCAGUGUACUGAUAACACUGACUGUAUUUCUGGUUAUUACUGUGAAAACCGGUGUGGACCAAAAAAUAAUCUUAGAGAUUACACUUGUGAAACCGAUUCUGAUUGUCAAGCUUUACCCGAGGGAGGUAGAUCCAAAUGCCUGAAGUACUGCGUUUUGCCAAGUACCACCGGUGGAGUGACCUGUAUGUCAUACCACUCGAAUUUGCCAGAAUUUGUAAAUAGUUACUGGACUGCGCUGAUUUUUAAGCCAGUUUGCAACGAUGACGGGGAUUGGGAAGCCAAACAGUGCAAAGGAGGUGUUCACGGAAAGUGUAUUUGUUACAGUUCCACAGGUGUUCGGUUGUUUGGUGAAGCUUUGUACCAAAAAGCAGAUAAUAUGACUUGUGCUUGCAGUAGAAAGAAAAAUGACAUGGAAUCCAAUGGUAGAACAAUGGUAACGUUACAUUGCGACAGUAUGGGUAACUAUGAAAGUUUACAGUGUGACAUGGAGAAAGAAAUAUGUUGGUGUGCUGAAUCUAAGACAGGUGAACCAACAGCACCAUUUGUUCCAGAAAAAGCCAAGGAGAAACUACCAUGUUAUAUAUCGACAACAGUUGGUUCACAAUACUUGAGACAAUGUGAGAGUAAAAAGUAUGCUCAGUCGAUGAUCACAGCUAAAUUGAAGGCCCAUGGUGCCAAAUAUGUUCAAACUGAUACAUUAUUGUGUAAUGCUGAUGGAAGUUACGGAGCAUAUUCUGUUUCAUCCGGAAUAGCUUAUUGUACUUGGAGGGAUAACAGUAAAAUAGGAACAUGGCAGUCUAACAUAGCUUCAAACACAGCAAAUUUGAAUUGCAAUUGUGCCAGGGAUUUUAAACAGUACAGCCACUCCAUGGACUGUGAAGGUAAUGGGAACUACGUAAUAGUACAACAUUACCAGGAUGACACAAAUACAUUGAAGUACUAUUGCGUUGAUGAUGAUGGGUUUGCUAAAACUGGUUUGCUUGAUGAUAAAAACGUUAACUGUUCUCUUUAUUAUUAAAUAGUAUUAAUAUUAAUUAUUGUAUGUAAUAAGAAAUAUAUUUUUAUUAAAUCAA